Penaeus vannamei (Pacific white shrimp) is the source of this 1654-nucleotide messenger RNA. Lineage: Eukaryota; Metazoa; Arthropoda; Malacostraca; Decapoda; Penaeidae. The record is from RefSeq and is a predicted model, not a curated record.
AUGUAUAUAACACUUGUUUGUGCACAACAGGGUGAGGCAGAUGUUACACAUCAUUUCGAAGUAAGAAGCCAACUGAUUGGUAUUAAUUACAUCUUUAAUCAUAAUCAUGAGUGCCAUGAAAGUUCAUUACAGCACCAGUCAGUCUCACAGGUUGUAUCGGCUUCCAUACCUCUCGAGUCUCCAGUACGAGUGCCAUCGUCGGGCCGCGUUUGCACUGUUCCUGCUCCUGCUGAAUACACGAUCUGCGGCUCCUACGUCGGGCCUCUGAUGCCGAAAAGGCCUUACUCCUACUGCCCAAGAUACAAAACGCACAUAUAUAUACUGUUCCUUCUGCGUCGGCGUCUCCCUCCACCCCUACGAGCUUUGAGGAAGAGGGUGUUUGCUCGGAGGUUUCAAGAACGGGAGGAGUUCAAGAAGGAGAUGUGCCGGAAGAUGAACACCAGUGGGAAAAUACUGACAAAUUACUUCAUGUAUUACAACAAGGAAUACAAGCUGCUUUUGUGCGCUCCUCCUAAGACAGGCUGCAGUUCGUUGAAACGCCAUCUGUUACGUUUAGUGGGAUUUCCUGAAAACAUUAAUGUCCACUCAGACCAGGCAAGAAGAGCUAUAGCAGUAAGACAGGUCCUGGGAGAUGACUUACAAGAAGUACUGCAGUCUACGUUCCCGUCUACGCGUGCUAUGGUGGCCAGGGAUCCACUGGACCGAAUCGUGUCUGGCUACAAAGACAAGUUCAGAAACGGGGAUCAAGUCACUGGCAUGUGGGCGAACUACAUGACGAGGUACAGGAUGCGCCGUGGAUUCAACACGAGCAACAUGACAAUAACCUUCGAUCAAUAUCUGGAGAUGAUUGCCAACAUAAUGGAAACCUAUGGGAGAAACAGCAUCGACCGGCACUUUCGCGCAACCAGCCUCCUGUGUUCCCCCUGCAGCGUGGACUAUGAAUACAUACUCCACACAGACACUCUCACGCAAGAUCUUCAGUACAUCGUAGAACAACUCAAUAUCACAGACAUCGAUCUUGGUCUACGUUUGGACAAUAGAACACGAACAUCUUCGUAUGAAAAUUAUUACAGAACUAUUCCUGAUAGUCUAAUGAGAAGGAUAUACGCACUCUACAAGGAUGAUUUUCUUAUCAGUAACUUUACACUGCCUCCCUUCUUGAGAGAUGCAAUCCAAGGUGACAGGGAGUAGAUGUUGUGGGGCCAUUGUGUACAAGAAUACUUGUGUGGAAUUCAUGAUGAACAGAUUGCAACAGGAACAACGAAGGGAAGGACAAGGGCAUAUUCGUGUGUUUUCUUGUCCUUCCCUUCGUUGUUCCUGUUACAAGAAUACGGAUAAGUAAAUUGCUAUGCACAUAAAUUAUGAUUUACCUUUGAUUCUAGUCGUAUUGUAGAUGCAAAAAAAAAUCAUAACUUUUAGAUCCCAAUAUGAUACAACAGGAGUUAUUUCAUCAUACACUUCAUAUUAUAUCUGGAAAUUUAUGGAUAAAUUAUUACUCCAAGAGUAUUUCCCAAUUACAAGCCUCCGCACCGUAACGGGGAACAAUGGACAGUUAUGUGAUAGUCACAGCUUAUAUAUGUACCUUUACAUGUAUCUUGCUCAUUAUAACAAAAUACACAUUUGGCAUAUUUGAUAUUCUAUUAAUAAAACUGUA